Trypanosoma rangeli is the source of this 528-nucleotide messenger RNA. Its product is annotated as receptor-type adenylate cyclase. The record is from RefSeq and is a predicted model, not a curated record. NCBI's taxonomy places the organism in Eukaryota, Euglenozoa, Kinetoplastea, Trypanosomatida, Trypanosomatidae. Gene Ontology annotation, biological process: cyclic nucleotide biosynthetic process; intracellular signal transduction. The annotation marks the transcript as partial. The transcript has a single exon.
AUCAGCGGCUCGUUCAUGAUGGCGUGCAAGAGUGCGCUUGCCGCCGUGCAGCUUGUGCGCGAGCUGCAGCAGAUGUUUCUGCAGCACGCGUGGGGGACGAGUGUGCCCGAGGACGCGUGCCGCAAGUUCGAGGAGGGCCGGGCGGAGGAGGAGACGGAGGGGUACGUGCCGCUGACUGCGCGCCUGGAGGCCGCCGUGUGCCGGCAGCGCUGCGACGGUCUGCGGGUGCGUGUGGGGGUGGGCACCGGGCUGUGCGACAUCCGGCGCGGCGAGGUGACGGGGAGGUACGACUACUACGGCGGCGCGGCGAACAUGGCGCUGAGCACGGCAGAGUGGGAGGAGGUGGAGGCGACCGCGCUGGGCGCGGUGGCGCUGCGUGGGGUUGGGUGGGGGCGGGGUUUCGGUUCCGUAUUUUUUGACGGUUGCUGCGCUGCGCUGGUGGAGGUCAUGGGGCGCCAAUUGUGCCAUUCUCUUUUUUGUGAAAUCCGCUGGUAUCGAUGUCUGGCGUUCUCUCAGCGACACCGAUAG